Molecule: messenger RNA, 8134 nt
Organism: Anopheles arabiensis
Lineage: Eukaryota; Metazoa; Arthropoda; Insecta; Diptera; Culicidae
Exons: 28
Biological process (GO): detection of chemical stimulus involved in sensory perception of taste; sensory perception of sweet taste
Cellular component (GO): membrane
Molecular function (GO): sweet taste receptor activity
Source: RefSeq, a predicted model, not a curated record
GAGCAGUUUAAUCUUCUUCAUUGAUGCCUGUCUAAUCAACGUGCUCUUUCUCAACCUGGCCACCAAGUGGCGCUCGGUAGCGAUGAAAUGGGACGAAGUAGAUGACACGUUUAACAGACCUCCGUACCACAUGCAGGGCUGGAGUCUCCGGAAGCGUCUGGGUGUUGUUUCUUUUACGUUGGUAUUUCUAGCCGCUGUCGAACAUAUACUGUCGAUUGUAAGCAAUGUGCACAAUCAGAUGGUGGAAAUCAAGUACUGCAACUGGACGGAGCCCAACUACUUCCAGCAUUAUUCUCUGCGUAGGUUUGCGAACAUUUAUCUAAACUUCCCCUACAAUAGCUUGAGUGCAGUAUUCUUUACGUACGUAUCUUCCGCACUGACCAUGUACUGGAACUAUCAAGACAUCUUCAUCAUCAUGAUCAGUAUCGGGUUGGCGACACGAUUUCAGCAGAUUAACAACUACCUGAAGAUACUGUCGGACGGAGUGCUCAUUCCUGGGGAGGACUUUUGGAUCCGAGUCCGCACCAACUACGUCGCGGUUUGCGAGCUGCUGGACGAUGUCGAUCGAGCAAUAUCGUGGACAAUGUUAAUCUCGUGCGCCACCAACCUGUACUACAUCUGUUUGCAGAUUCUGCAUGUCUCAAAGAAACUGGCCAACACGGUCGAGGACGCUUACUAUGGGUUUUCGCUGGGCUUCUUGAUCGUACGCACUGUCAUCGUGUUUCUGUCGGCAGCCCACAUACAUGACUGUGCGAAAAAACCAUUGGAUAUUAUUAUGAAAAUUCCCAACGUUGGCUGGUGUGUGGAGCUUGAACGAUUUUCUACGCAGCUGAAAAGCGAAAAGGUUGCCCUUUCCGGAAUGGGCUUUUUCAGUCUUACGCGGCAGCUGCUCUUUUCGAUGGCUGGAACAAUUGUUACAUAUGAAUUGGUUAUGCUGAAAUUCGACCAAGAAUCAGAGAGCAAGGGCAACAUACCGCUUUGCACCAAGUUUAGACGAUUCGAACACGUGAGAGUUUUCUAUUUUUCCCUACAUCCCGGCCCGCCAUUGUUUGCUGGAAAAGUGCUGCGCUGGGCUCGGCUUUUCGGAGUGUUUCCGCUGUCGAACAUUACGGCCACCGAUCCGGGCGCGUUUCGAUUUCACUAUUUUUCACCGUACAUCGUGCUGAGCGCGCUCAGCAUUGUGGGCGGUUUGUUUAUUAUGGCGGCGGCGCUGGUGCGGCUUAAUCGCGUCGGCAUCAACGCGAUGAACAUUGCCGAACCGAUCUUUUUCGGGAUGUGCACGCUGCUGCAGCUGCUGUUCGUUCGAUUGGCCCAGGCGUGGCGCGGCUUUAUGGUGUACUGGGCCGAACGGGAAGAGAUGUUCUUUGCCCGCCCGUACGGUGCCAUUAAUUUGCGGCGAAAGGUGAUCGGCUUAGCGAUUUGCAUCCUUACGUCUGCAUUGGUGGAACACGUGGUGUACGUGAUCAACCAGGCGUACAACGUGUAUCAGGAAAGCUUGACCUGCCAGUAUAAUGUAACGAAUCCGCUCAAGCUGUAUGGCACGCUGACAUUCGGGUCGGUUUACCAAUCCGUCCCGUACCAUCAUCUCUUGACCAUGUACCUACUGUACACGACAAUUUCGCUUACAUUCAUUUGGACCUUCACCGACCUGUUCAUCAUGCUGGUGGCCACCGGUAUAGCGUGCCGCUUCGGUCAGCUAAACAAACGCAUCGACAGUAACCUACAAAACGGUUCCGAAGCAUUCUGGGGCGAAAUGCGAACACAUUUUGUCGGGCUGAUCGAGCUGGUCGAGCGGACGAAUCGCAUUGUCGGUCCACUGCUGAUCGCUUCCUGCGCAAACGAUAUGUACUUUCUCUGCCUGCAGACUCUCAACGCGCUGGAAGAUAAACCGUACGACAUCAACGAUUGGUACUUUCGAUACUCGUUCACCUUUCUGAUAUUACGCACCUCCGUGAAGCUUUGGUUCGCCGCGGACGUGGACGAAAAUUCGGUACGAACGCACAAACUGGUGCAAAAGAUACGCAGUGAGCACUACAACGAUGAGCUGGAAAUAUUGCGCAUUUGCUCGAGCGGUGGUGUAUCCAUCUCCGGAAUGGGAUUUUUCACUAUUACACGCAGGAUAUUUCUUACCCUAAAAGAAGUGAACCCACUCGCCGGUGAAACGCGCACCGAGGAAUUCAUGCGCAUGAACCCGGAGCACACGAUCCCAACGCUGGACGACAAUGGCUUCUACCUGGGCGAAUCACGUGCCAUUUUGUCGUACCUAAUCGAUGCCUACCGUCCCGGGCACACGCUCUACCCGAACAUUCCGAAGGAAAAGGCCCUCAUUAAUCGGGUGCUGCAUCACGAUUUGGGCUCUUUCUAUCCCAAGUUCUUUGGCACCAUCGGUGCACUGUUUUCUGGUGCAGCGACGGAAAUUUCAGACGAAAUGAAAACCACCACCCAGAAGGCGCUCACUGACUUGGAGCACUAUCUAACACGGAACGAUUACUUUGCCGGGGAAAAUCUCACUAUAGCAGACCUUUCCCUGGUGCCGACGAUUUCUUCCGCCGUCCACUGCGGUUUGGAUUUGACCAACUAUCCACGACUAAACGCGUGGUAUGAGAGCUGCCGGGUGCUUAAAGGAUUCGAGGAUGAUCAGGAAGCUGCCCGUCAGGGCAAUGGGUAUGGGCGUGGAAAUUGGAAAAGUUUUGGUCGACAGUACGUUCGCCCGUGCGUUGGUUCGUUCCAUCAUGCCGUAGCACCGGGUAAACUGGAGAAGCACUUUCUGCUGCUCGGUCAGUGCAUCACGUUACUGCCGGUGGUGAACAUAUUCAGUGCAAAUUACCGCACGGCUCGCUUCAAGCUGCGAAGCUUCCGCUGCAUCUACUCGCUGGUGUAUCUAGCACUGACCGGCAUUUACUGCACCCUCUUCAUCCGGUGGUACAUUAGGAAGGGACUGAACCUUGCCUACUUCGCUAACUGCAUCUAUAUGGUGGUGGUGUACCUGUCGGCCUGGCUGUUUUUCUUCAUUGCCCUCCGCUGGCAGUCGAUACUGGGUGCGUUCAGUCGCUGUGAGCGUUCGUUUUUGAGCGACCACUAUCGCCGCCAAUCGAAGGGCCGCUUUGCACUUGGCUGGAAGAUACGGUUCACCGGCUUUGCCAUCUUUGCUCUGGCGCUAGUCGAGGACUGGCUGAACUACUACUCCGCGUACCAGAGCAACAUCGUACAGAUAGCUACGUGCAAUCGGACCAACGUGACGGUAUGGCAGAACUUUUACCUACGCGAGCACCCGCACGUUUUCCAUUGGCUACCGUUCAAUGGGUUUACGAUUGCAAUAACGGAGUGGAUCAACCGUUGCAUGCGCUACACUUGGACGUACCUGGACAUCUUCAUCAUCUCGUUCUGCUACGGUGCCCAGUUCCGGUACGAGCAGAUCUUUCGACGCUUGGUCGCCGUGCAGGGUAUCGCUUGUCCGACCAACUUUUGGCACGACGUGCGCAUGGACUACGUGGCCGUGUCGGAGCUGGUGCAAGUUUUGGACGCCCAGUUCGGACACCUGAUCCUGCUCGCCUGUGCGAACGAUAUGUACUUCAUCGCGACGCAGCUCUUCAAUGGGUUUCAGUAAGUGCUUGUUGGUGAGUUGUUUACAAUGAUUGGAAACAUUCAUUCCCACUCCCCCCACAGACGCCGUAGAGUCAUUGCAAACUACGUGUACUUCUGGUACUCGCUAUUGCUUCUCAUGUUCCGAACGAUCGUGAUGCUUUAUGUUGGAUCGGGAGUGUACGCCGCCUCUACCAGCCCUCUUCAGCUGCUGCGAAACGUGCCUUCCCAGCAUUGGGGCAUUGAUUUAACGCGCCGAUCCCGAUCAACCAUGGAAUCGCCGGCAAUUGAUGACUUCCACCGGGCGGUGAGGCCGUUUCUGCUGAUUUCGCAACUGUUUUCGCUCUUUCCGCUUGGCGGCCUUUACGGUCGAACGCUGCAGGAUAUUCGGUUUCGGUGGUUUGGGCCGGGUACCGUCUACAGCUUUUACUUCUUCCUGUCCGGGCUGCUCACGCUGGUGGCGCACAUUUAUUACAGCCUGACCGUGGACACGCUGGGCACCUCGGAAAUCAGUAACAUAAUCUACUACGUGCUGAAUCUGUCCGGAGCAAUCGUACUGCUGGCCAUAGCGGCACGCUGGCGAACGAUCAUGGAGAAGUGGCGCAGCUUGGAGGAAAACUUUCUGCAUCCUCCGUACGCCGAGAGACGGUUUUGGAGUUUGAAGCGUGUCGUCGCGGCGAUUGGCAGUACGAUGGUUGUGCUCGCUUUUGUGGAGGACACACUGCACGUCGCCUCGGUGUACUACACCAACCUGCAGUACUUUAAGCGCUGCGACAACAGUACACCCUUCUGGACGCUGUUCUACCAACGCGAGCAUCCCAAGUUCUUCCACUAUUUGCCGUACAGCUUGCCCGCUGUGCUGCUGCUCGAGCUGACGCACAAGAUAUUCCUGUACGUGUGGACGUUUAUGGAUCUGUUCAUCAUUUUUGUGGCACUCGGGCUUGCCCGGCGGUACGAGCAGUUCUAUCGCCAUGCGGCCCAGUACAAGGGACGGCAUGUGAUGGGCCCGGUUUGGCAGCGGUUGCGGCUGGACUAUGGCCGGAUCUCGAGCUUGGUCGCGUACAUGGAGGGCAUCAUGGCACCGAUCAUCGUUUGCACCACCGCGUCCGAUCUUUACUUUAUCUUUUACCAGAUGUAUAACGCUUUCCAGUUCUCUGCCUCACUCAUCUCGGAGUUGUACUUUAAAUUUUCACUCGCAUUUCUAAUUUUUCGAACGCUCGUUAUGCUGCUGAUCGCUUCCAACAUACAUGUGGCAUCGUUGCGACCGCUCGACAUCUUACGCUCCGUGCCGAUGAGCUGCUGGACUAUCGAUGUACAACGAUUUACGCAAGAGCUCCUGUCUGGUCGGAACUGUCUCUCGGGACAUGGAUUUUUCUUUCUCAAUCGAAGCGUCAUACUUGCGAUGGCAGGCACGCUUAUCACGUACGAGCUUGUGAUGUUGAAGGAGGUUAACCCGUCUUCGGAAAAGAGCGAUUUUUUGUCGUGGUGGUUCUUCACUCUAAACCUACUAAUAUCAAUCAACUUUGCGGUACUUGCACGCAGCUGGCCACAGCUUAUGUCCCGCUGGGUACAGCUUGAGCAAUCCCUGCCGGAUCAGCCGAGACUGAGCGCUGCCUGCCGCAGAAACGCACGACAGGUCGGGCUAGUGGCGACAGUUUUGCUCACCAGUGGACUAAUUGAACAUGUGCUUUCGAAGCCGGCUGGACUGCAUCGGGCCUACCGGUGUCCGAUCCCGAACCUGCUGGAAGCACACUACAAACAAGCGUUUCCGGAAAUGUUCUCCUUCGUGCCUUACAACCCAUACAUUGGUUUUUUAGCACAAACGAUCACGUCGCUGCUUACGGUGUACUGGAACUAUGUGGAUCUGUUCUUGAUAUCUGUCAGCGUCGGCCUCCGCACGAACUUGGCGCAGGUGAACGAUGUGAUCGCAAGCUCCGAAAAGCUGUACCAUCGAGGCAUCUUUUGGAAGGACCAAUGCACGCACUACCGGCGUGUACUAGGUUUGAUACGGCACGUGAACAAUCAUAUUGGCGUGUUUAUUGUCAUUUCUUAUGCGAGCAAUCUGUUCUUCAUCUGCGUCCAGCUAGUGAAUGUUUUCCAACAGAAUUCGUCUUUCAUCGUCACUUCGUAUUUCUGGUAUUCGCUGUUUCACCUUAUUGGGCGCAUUGUUGCCGUUUCCUUGUACGGUUCCGCAAUCCAUGACGAGUACUGCCGGACACGCACCCUGUUCUACAACCUACCGGACGAGUACGGCUACACUGAUGAGGUACGCAUGCUUUCGAUGCUUAUUUUACCGACAAAAGUGAAACCUAGCACACGUCAUUUGAAGCUAACCUAUUUGGAGCUGCAGAAAACCAACAUAACAUGUAACGAUAUCAUCUUUCAACAUUCUCCCACCCUGCAGGUCCAGCGGUUCCAUCGACAGGUCGAGCAUGACUCGGUGGCAUUGAACGGCUAUGGCUUUUUCUAUUUAACGCGCAAACUCAUUCUGAAGAUCGCAGCUACGGUCGUAACGUACGAGUUGGUUUUGACGCAGGUUAACGAAGCGGAAGCCAAAAAUGGUGACGAUAAUCCUUGCACUCUGCAGAUCGAUGAGCUAGUGAGCGAAAAGCGAAGAAAGAUGGGAUUUGCUGUGAGUGAAAACCACGAUACCAAACCACUAAUUCAACCGACCUGGCACACCUGCCUGAAGCGCUGGUGUGCGUCCUGGCUCCACUGGCCAAGGGUGCAGCGGCGGGCCAGUCGGGAGGAUUGGCUGUUCAAUGGCACCUUUCACGAAGCGUCCCGCGGCGUACUGAUGAUGGCUCAGCUGUUCUCCAUCAUGCCCGUCUGUGGCAUACUGGCGAAGGAUCCGCGAAAGUUACGCUUUUCCUACACGGCGGGCCGUACGUUCUACGCCUACUUUUGUGCGAUUGGCAUCGGCUUUCUCGCGACCAUGUCGGUGUACUUUUUCGCCAGCAAGCGGUACCACUUUCAGAAGAUGGUGACGGCGUUCUUCUACUGCUACAACCUGUAUGCCAUGUAUCGGUUCGGGCGGCUCGGUCAACGGUGGCCAGCGUUGAUGGUGAAGUGGGCCCGCGUCGAUGACUCGUUGCCACCGCAGAAGGGUCUAUUUGAGCGGGCGGUACUGGCGUACCGGAUUAAGCUCUGCUCGAUCAUGGUGAUGGCACUGUCGCUGUCCGAGCAUUUGCUCUCGAUCGUGGCGGCGGUACACUACUCGAACAACUGUCCCGCCGUUCACGAUCCGUACGAAGCGUUCUUCAAGUCCAACUUUGCAUUCGUGUACUACUACUUCCCGUACUCGACGUGGCGCGGCUUUCUGACCAAAUUCUUCAACGUGAUUUGCAAUUUUAUGUGGAGCUAUGUCGAUUUGUUUGUGAUCGUCAUCAGCAUGGGUUUGUCGCACGCCUUUCGACGCAUCAACGCCCAUCUGUUCCUGCACAAACGAGAGAAAAUGACGGAGCAGUUCUGGGGCGAACAGCGGCAAAAGUAUCGGAAUGUGUGCGAUCUAGUGACGACAGUGGACGAUCACAUCUCCGCCAUCACGAUGCUCUCCAUUUCGAAUAAUCUGUUCUUCAUCUGCGUUCAAAUCCUCAACAGCAUGAACUCGCGACCCACCCUGGUGCACACCGUGUACUUCUGGUUCAAUCUGAUCAUUCUCAUCGGCCGUACGCUAGCCGUUGCCAUGUUUGCGGCGGAAGUGAACGACGAAUCGAAGCGCCCGAUCGAGGUACUGCGAACGAUACCGCGCGAGGGCUGGUGCCUGGAGGCGAAACGGUUCGCUGAGGAGGUGACGACCGAUACGGUCGCCCUGACCGGGCUCAAGUUUUUCAGCAUGACCCGCCAGCUGGUGCUGAACGUGACGGGGGCAAUCAUUACGUACGAGCUGGUGCUGAUACAGUUCCACAAGGACGAAGCAUCGGAUGUGGAUUUGUGUAAGCUAAAGCGCAUGGACACGUUGUAAGCGUGGUUCCGAAUUGUUGCUGCGCUUGUAUACGAUGAGGACGAUUGGUCGCUUUCCGUGUUUUUUUGUCGUUGGACGUCGUUUGCUGUUUGUGUAGUUUGUAUUCGAUGUACUCGUACCGUAGCCGUUCCAUGUUGAGUGUGAGUGUAGUGCCACUCCCGAGAGCUUGCCUCUAAUAUGGUUUCCCUUUUUUGGGUUUUGAUAUAAUUUCAGGUUUAUUCGACCCGUUUGAUGAUAAAUACUAAUAGUGUAAGCAUUCUGUUGCUUGUGUGAGCGUGCUUUGGAUGUUUGCUGUUUACUCUUUUUAUUGGCGUUCAUCCUUUCCCGAUAACCCUUCCGGAAAGGGGAAACUAUUUCCAGCGAACAGUGGGGAAAGACUGUAUCUUAUUUACCUCUCCAAAAACCCACGGUUCAAUUUUGAUCAUCUAGGCUUCGCUUCAAAAAUCAAACUCCGAACCAUCCUUCCUGGAAGCGUCUCUAGCGAGACAUCUUUAAGAGGGUAUUUGGUAUUAAACCGGCACCAUCCUUCGCUUCGGUAUCGGGAAAAGGGCUGAAAUCUAAUCGAUUGUAAACGCUCCAACCGAGCAU